UCUGCCUCCUCGUAGGGACCACAAUUCGCCAAAACCCUGGCAUGUCGAUCGAAUCACGGGAAGCCGCACAGACUCCCGAAUAAUUUCUGCGGCUGACGGGUGAUGAGACGAGGAUGGGAUGAGGGAGAUUGCGCCGGUCCGGUCACCCCGGGAGCUUCCGGCUGGCGGAGGCCCAGGGCAAACCAUUGGCAAUGAAGAAACGGCAAAGAAGGAGUCAGACUCGGAAAACGAAAGAAGAAGAAAAAAGAAAGAGGGGGGAAAAAGGAAGAAGAAAAAAGGAAGAAGAAAAAAGGGAGAAGAAAAAAGGGAGAAGAAAAAAGGGAGAAAAACUACACACGAAAUAAUAAUAAAAGAUAAUAAACAGGAAAAAGAGAUGGAGAUAUGCAGCACAGCGGGUCUCCUCGGUCGAGAUCCAUGCUCAUGGUCCCCACAUGACGCCUCAUAGAUUCAAAGCGCACGGCACGUGGACACCGCUCAAUGGACUGCUAGGGGCACGAUUGGAGGGUCGAUCAAUGAUCAAUGCACACAAGAAGUCAGUCAAUAGGAGAUG
Molecule: messenger RNA, 550 nt
Organism: Sodiomyces alkalinus F11
Lineage: Eukaryota; Fungi; Ascomycota; Sordariomycetes; Glomerellales; Plectosphaerellaceae
Exons: 1
Coding region: 119-445 (108 amino acids)
Source: RefSeq, a predicted model, not a curated record